Molecule: messenger RNA, 2310 nt
Organism: Pocillopora damicornis (cauliflower coral)
Lineage: Eukaryota; Metazoa; Cnidaria; Anthozoa; Scleractinia; Pocilloporidae
Product: pumilio homolog 3
Biological process (GO): regulation of translation
Cellular component (GO): nucleolus
Molecular function (GO): mRNA binding
Source: RefSeq, a predicted model, not a curated record
UGUGUUUUAAAAUGGCGGACGCUGAAAAUCAGAAGAGGUCAAGGAACUUCAAGAAGAAGUUCAAAGGGAAGGGUGAUGAUGCUAAACGGAAAUUUAAGCCAAAAAAGUUUUCCAAGGAUUUUAGGGGAGAGAAUUCUCCUGGACAAAAACGGAAAGCUAACGACACAAAUGCAGAUGGUUACAGAAAGAAGUGGAAGGGUGAAAUAGGAAGUCAAGAUGGUAAAAAAGGAUAUAGACGAUAUGAAAACAAUGAUAAAAGUUUUUCAGUUAAUGGCAAAGGAUCACGGAACAGUUAUGUGAAAGGAAACUUUGUUGGUGAUAAAGCCAUGAAACGAAAGUUUAGUGAUGGUAAGGGAUCUGACUUCGGGAAAAAGAAAAAUUUUUCCAGUUCUUGGGAAAAUAAGAAUGAAUCUGAUGAGAAGCCCAAUAUCUGGCAAAUGAAGAAAAAAGAAAGAAAAGACUUUCGCCGCCAACAAGAUGAAAACUAUGAUCUGGUUCAUGGUCUUAAAAAACUCUAUGAGACUAUUAGAAGAAAGAAGUGCUCUAAGGCAGAGAAGGCAGAAUUGGUUGAGAAGAUACUGAGUCUAAUUGCUGGUCAUACUCAUGAUGUAAUUUUCAAACAUGAUACAGGGCGUGUGAUUCAGGCUUGUGUUAAGUUUGGUACUGUAGAGCAAAGACAGAAGUUGUUUGAGCAAUUUAAAGGUGAUUUUGGAGAACUUAUCAAGUCAAAAUAUUCCAAGUUCUUCAUCAAAAAAUUGUUAAUUUAUGGAACAAAGAAACAGCGGGAUGUUAUUAUCAAGUGCUUUUAUGGGCAAGUUCGCAAACUUAUCAGACACAAGGAGGCAUCAUCUAUUCUAGAAACUAUAUACAGUGAUUAUGCAAACUCUGCCCAAAAAGCCCAUCUUAUACAGGAAUUCUAUGGAGCUGACUUUGCUUUUUUCAAGUCAUCAGAGCUAAAUUCUUUGGAAAAAGUUUUGCAAUCAGAUCCAGCAAGGAAAACUGGAAUCCUCAAAUACAUGAAAGAUGCCUUGCUGCCUCUUAUAGACAGAUCUGUCAUUGGUCAUAGUAUAAUUCACAGAGUCCUUCUUGAAUACCUCACAUAUGCUGAUGAAAAUGCAAGAUCAGAAAUGAUAGAGCUAAUCAAAGAUUCUGUUGUUCUCAUUCUUCAUACUCAUGAUGGAGCCAGAGUUGGUAUGCAUUGUUUGUGGUAUGGGACUGUAAAGGAUCGUAAAGUACUUGUCAAGUCCUUCAAAAGUUAUUAUGUAAAGAUCUGCAAAGAAGAAUUUGGACAUCUUGUACUGUUAGCAUUAUUUGACUGUGUUGAUGACACAGUGCUUGUCAAAAAGAUUAUGUUCUCGGAAAUUCAACCAUCUCUUCAGGAGUUAGCUGUGGACACUUAUGGUAGGAAAGUGUUAAUGUAUCUGGUGUGUCCACGGAGCCCCAGCCAUUUCCAUCCCACCACUGUGGAGUUGCUUAAGAAAGGGGAUGGAAACUCCACCAGCAAAAAAGAUUCACAUCAGAGGCAAAAUGAACUCUUGGAAGGAAUUUCACCGGCACUGUUAGAGCUGAUAGAGAAAAUUGCAGAAGAGUUGUUAUUUGAUAAAGGAGGUUGCCAACUUGUUCUGGCUGCUCUUCUUCAAUGUGCUGGAGAUGUGGAGCGUGCUAUGAUGGCUAUUGUGAACUUAGCUAACAGAGAUCUUGAUCCUUCAACUGAAGACGAAGAUCAUGUUGUGAAGAGUGCUGCUGGUCAUUUCGCGUUGAAGAGGCUUAUUAACCAGGACAAGGGAAGACUACAGUCUGAAAACAAAGAUGAAGUGUUGUUCAGUAAACUGCUGCUUGAUAACACUGAUCCCCGGAUGUUGCUCGACUGGUGUAAGGUGAAUAGAGGGGCUUUUGUGGUCGCAAGUUUACUUGAGAGUUCCGUCCCUGGAGUUUCAGAUACAGUCAAGUCACAUCUACAACCUCGGGUUUCAAAACUGAAGAAACACGAUUCCAAAGGCGUACAAAUCGUGUUAAAACUUCUUGCUAAUUGACAUCGAAGACGGAUUUGAUCGUGUUUCAUCCCCACCCUUCCCUCCCCGUCCGCUCUUACUCUAUCUCAGGGGGAAAACUGAGUGGGAUGUACAAAAGUGCAUGUAGAUACGAUUCAGCUAAUACAACUGAUUUCUCAAAGUGUAGAUCUCAAUGUCGUAAGGUUACGACGAGUUUUAAAAGUUCAUGCUCAAAGGUAACCAUCAAACUUUAUCCCAGUUGUUAGAUGAACUUCUCUGAAGGUCACAUGAUCCUGUUUAAAUAAAAUUUUAUAACACU